Molecule: messenger RNA, 1011 nt
Organism: Penicillium argentinense
Lineage: Eukaryota; Fungi; Ascomycota; Eurotiomycetes; Eurotiales; Aspergillaceae
Product: HpcH/HpaI aldolase/citrate lyase family protein
Exons: 2
Coding region: 1-1011 (336 amino acids)
Biological process (GO): oxaloacetate metabolic process
Molecular function (GO): catalytic activity; magnesium ion binding
Source: RefSeq, a predicted model, not a curated record
AUGGUAAGCUCCGCGCAUCGCGUCUUCCCCGCAUUCCAGGCCCGCGUCGCCAGCGAAACCCUAGCUCACCAGCCUCCACUUCACGCAGUCCCGGGCUCGUCCCAGCGCUUUCUCGACAAGUCUCGCUCGCUGGCAGCAGACUGCGUUGCCUAUGACCUUGAGGAUAGCGUCACUCCGCACAUGAAGGCAGAGGCCCGCGGUCUGGUGCGGAGAGCGAUCGACCAGCCCGCUCCAACGAAUAUCCGCGAGCGUGCUGUGCGAAUCAACUCGGUGGACAGUGGAUUGGCACUAGGCGAUUUGACUGAAGUGCUUCAAUCCCCGAACCUCACCACGAUCGUCAUUCCCAAGGUCAACUCCGCCUCAGACCUCACCUUCGUCACAGACGUGGUCACACACACCCUUGCCCAGCAACCUGCGUCUGCAAACAGACCCCCAAUCUCUCUCCUCGCCCUCGUUGAGUCCGCCAAGUCCCUCACAAACCUCACCCAAAUCUGCGCCGCGUCUCCGCUGCUGCAAGGCCUCGUCUUUGCAGCCGAGGACUUCGCCCUCGACCUGAGUAUCACGCGGACACCCUCGCUGACAGAAUUCCUCUUCGCUCGCUCAGCAAUCGCAACCGCGGCGCGGGCAGCGAAUCUCCCCUCGACGAUCGAUCUCGUUUGUACGGCGUACAAGUCUGAGAGUCCGGAUGGCUCGCCGCCUGCAACGUUGCAGGAGGAAUGUCUUGAUGGGCGUCGGUUGGGAUUCAAUGGCAAGCAGUGCAUCCAUCCGACGCAGGUGAAGGUUGCGAAUGAUAUUUUUGGUCCGCAGGAGGAAGAGACGACAUGGGCUGUUCGGUGUGUGAUUGCUGAUGAGAAGGCCGCGGCUGCGGGCCGGGGUGCGUGGACACUUGAUGGGAAGAUGAUUGAUGUGCCAGUUGCGGAGAAGGCCAGGGCUAUUGUUAAGAAAGCCGAGGCUGUUGGGGUGGAUGUAAAGGCAUUGCGGGAGCAGUGGAAGCACCAGGAGCCUGAGUAG